AAUUUCCUUCUUCCUCCAGACAGCAUCCUCUUCCUCCGGGAGUACGUGAUCGUGUCUGACAUAGGGAGGACCUGGGAAUAUGCUCAAGCGCACUGCAACCAGAUGUACGACGGCUUGGCCUCCAUAUCUGGACCAGAGGACAUGAAGGAGAUCAGCAGCAGCCUUCCUCUAACAACCCGGGUCUGGAUCGGUCUGUAUGACGCCUUGGAUAGCUGGAAGUGGUCGGAUCCACGGACCGGCGGGAACCUGGGCGAUUAUCGGCCUUGGCAGACAGGUCUGCCAGACAAUGUGGGAGGAGUGGAGUGCUGCGGCGCCAUCUCUAAAGAUGGCUAUUGGAGAGAUUACACGUGCACUGGACUGCUGCUGCCCUUCCUCUGCUUUAAUGCGCAGCAGGACGGGUACGUGCUAGAGCUCCAGCCGAGAUCGUGGUUGGACGCCCAGAGCUUCUGCAGGCUGCACCACGCCGACUUGGCAACCGUGACAAGCCUGACACAAGGAGAUGAGGCGAAGGCCCUACUGCAGGGUGCCAGUGUGGAGCAGGCCUGGUUCGGCCUGCACCGGGACUCUUGGGUGUGGACAGACGGCAGCGACAUGUCCUACACCUCGUGGUUGGCCGGACAGCCCAACAACGCCGGAGGAUCACAGAGCUGCGUUUACAUGGAAGCAGAGAAGUGGAACGACUUUCCCUGUAGCUACCAGUACUACGUCCUCUGCCAAAAGCUGCUCCCGAAACGGAAGAAGUUUGUCCUAAAACUGCAUAUCAGCUCUGACGUCAACCUUCCUGCGGUGAGAGGGUCUCUGCUGCAGCAGCUGCUGUCACGGCUGGCAGACUCGGGUCUCACGGAUGUGAGGGUCAGCUGGCGGUGAACUCGUCUUCCUGCAGUGAUGUCAUGAGCGGGACGGUUUUCUCUGCAAAAUAAUGAGAGGAGCGAGGAGUUCUCUGAAGCUGCAAUGUGUUUUUUCAUGUUUCAUGUAGGUCGUUGGGAGGAGUCACACUGAGACAGAUAUCUGCUUUUUUCAUGAAACAGUCAAUAAAAUAUAUCUGUGUGAAGCAU
Oryzias melastigma (Indian medaka) is the source of this 1055-nucleotide messenger RNA. RefSeq names its product C-type mannose receptor 2. The record is from RefSeq and is a predicted model, not a curated record. NCBI's taxonomy places the organism in Eukaryota, Metazoa, Chordata, Actinopteri, Beloniformes, Adrianichthyidae. Bases 103 to 867 code for a protein of 254 amino acids. The transcript has 4 exons.